UGUGUCAUAAGUUGUAUGUCUAAUUGUGUGUCCUUUAGAAAGUGUUUCGACUUUUGUUGUAAUUGUUAUUAUUUAUAAAUUGAAUUCACAAUAUUGUAAACUUAAGAAAUGUGCUUUAGUAACAAAUUAUGUUGUACCUUUUAUGACCAUAAGUGUGAACCUUAACAAGAUAUUUAGUUUUGCGAAUAACAAAUAUUAAAAAGCAAAAAUGUUCGCGAGCUUAAAAAGUAAAAUUAAGGAAGAAACUGGCAGCGACAUUAGCAAAUUGACUAGUAGCUGGCGAAGCGGGGCCUUUUUGGGGCGAAUUACAUUAAGGGAUGAUUCGUCUACAACAAGUCCAUCAACUUCAGGUGGGCCCGGAGAUUCAACAUCAGAUUCCAUAUCACCACAACUACACACCUACUUAUCGGACCGCACUGGUGGCGAAGUGGACCAAGUGGCCCUUCAACAACAAUAUGCAGAACAGUUAGAGAUUAAAUUAAGAGAUAGAGAUUUGUAUUGGGAACAGAAAAUUGAAGAACUAAAACUCUCAUUGGCUACUGUACAAGGUGAAGAAGCCCUUGCAGCGCAAGUUGUGGCACGAACAGCUCAAGCCGAGGCAUCCAAAGCAAUUACAGCUCGAGAUGCAGCCGAGAAGCAGCUCAGUGAACUGAGGGCGCGACUUGCAGCUGCAGAAAACGCACAGGACAAACUCGAUACACUAACUGAGGAAGUGGAGCAGUGCCGGCGCGAGUGGGCGCGCGAGCGCGGCGAGCUGGCGGGCGCGCUGGGCGCGGCGGAGGCGCGCGCGCGGGACGCGGCCGACCAGCUCGAGGUGCUGCGCGCCGCGCUGCCGCCCACGCACCCGCACCACCACAUGCACGACGACGAUAAGCGAGAAGUGAAGACGACGGGGUGCGAGGAAUUCGACCGCGUAUGUCGCGAGCGCGCCGUGCUGACGCGCCAGCUGCAGGAGGCCAAGAUGGCGCUGGCCGACGUCAAGACCUCGUGGAGCGGGCAGAUCGCCUCCCUGGAGACUCAGGUGGCGCGCGUUUCGCGACAGGCGGGCGAGGAGGGCGCCGAGAGACGGAGAGUCGAAGUUGAGAAAAAGGAACUACAAGAGAAAAUAGAUAGCUUGUCUGUCGAAUUGGAAAAAACAAAACAAAACCUUGCUAAUAGUGAAGCUAAGGAUAUGACAGCUGAGCUCGAGAACCGUAUCGCGGUAUUGACCGAGGAGAAGCGAGAAAUAGCUGAGGCACUCGAAAACGAACGGACACUAGUCAAGAUACUACGGGAGAAGAUCGACAAGUCCAACCGGCUCUACGACGAACAGAAAGUUGAGGUGAACCACCUUAACACCAUGAUGUCCGAUAUGCAACACGACUAUGUCGAUAUACAAAGGAAGUUCGACAAAGAGAAAAGAGAAAAAGACGAGGCUCUGCUACGCAACGCCCACAUGUCCCAAAACAUCGAAAUGAGCCAGUGCAACGUGCGGUACUUGGAGACUGAAAUAGUUGAUCUGAAAAAUAAAAUCGCUGAAUUAGAAGGUGUUAUUGCGCAGCACAAAGAGAACCAAGCCGAGUGUAUGAUUAUAAAAGAGAACGAGACGACUAGAUUAAAAGAAAUGGAAGAGUUGAAAAAAAACAUCGAGGCAUUUACAGAGAGUGAGAGCGCUCUUAAGAGAAACAUACAAGACUUACAAACUGAAAUCUGUGAUAAGAAUAAGAAAAUAAAAACUUUAGAUAAUCGAAUAUCAGAUAUGAAGAAAACUCUACAGAGAGAAUUACAGAGUAGUAAGUCUGAUCUCUCAUCUGCAGAAGAACAAGAUAUAAGUAGACGGUACCUGAAGCACGUGGUGCUGCGCUUCCUGACGUCGCGCGAGCUGGAGGCGCGCCAGCUGACGCGCGCGCUGGCGGCGCUGCUGCGGCUGUCGGCGCACGAGGAGGCGCUGCUGCGCGAGGCGCUGCCCGCGCGCUCCGGCCUCGCCGCCUGGUUCCCCUCGCUCAGCGCCUGAGUGCAACCCCCCCCCCCCUCAUUACGAGUUUCAUUCGUACGGUAUUAAAGCAGUAGCUGACGCGCUAUUAGAGACAAAAUAAAUCACAAUAUUCGAUAUAAACACCGCACUGUACUGCACUUGAAACGAUCGAGCGAGACCCCGCGGACGGCUGGGGAGGACGCAAAUGUGCAAUAAAAUAUUAUAUAUGAUUGUAACGUUACACAUAACUCGUGGAAUUGAGCAUUAGUAUAGGAACAUUUAAGAUGUUGAUUACUUGCGAAUAUUAUAUCAUAAAGAGGAAGAAGAUAUACGUGUGAAUGGCUGAGACGUAAACAAAUUGAGCUUUAACGUUAUUUGGACUAGAAUUGAUUUUAUUUCUUCGUAAACGAUUUAUUAAUCCUCAUUCGCUUUGAAUUUUGUGAUAUUUAUAAAGUAUAAAAAUUAUUUACAAUUAUAAGUUUAAAUAUAUUUAUUUUUACAUUCCUUUUUAGUUUUUAAUAUUUGGCGUGUGUAACAUUUGUAAAAUUGAAACUUGUAUAUGAAUGAAUCCCGACUGCAGUACCAACUUGUUAAAUAUAUACAUAGUAACCGUAACAUGUAAUUUGUAAAUUUUUACUUUUGUAUUUAAUCAUGUAGUUAAUUAAAAUACUAUAAAUGUUUGAAAAUAAUGCCUUAAUAGUUGCUAGUCAGAAUUAAUAUGUACAGUUAAUGAUGUAUUAAGUAUAAUCGUUGAAGGUUAAAAAAGUUCAGAGACAGCUUCGUUAUAUGGUUCUAUAUAAAACUAAAAAUGUCAAAACAAGCACUGCCGCUAAAUAAUGUAAUUAUGUAAUGUAAUGACUUCUAAUGUUGAUUCAUAUAAUGCUUUGGAUGGCUUCUUAUUUGAUUCAUGAUUUCGACACAUUCAAGAGCUGAGAUGGCACAGUGGUUGGAACACAUGUAUCUCAUUGGAAUAUUGCUUUGUAAAAACCAAGAAAGCACCACUGAAAUUUGUAAAUUUAAUUUGUAUUUAAGCAGUGUGGUGGAAUAAGCUGUAGAGCAUUUACAGACUGUUUAAUCUACAUGUUAGAAGUCAUGAUUUCAAUCCACUUAGAAUUGUUAUUUAAAAUAUUUUUGGGUAUUAAAAAAAUUACAGUAAUAUUUAGUAGAUCUACCGAAUUUAUAGCAACUUGUAUACCAAAUACAUACAGUACAGUUUAUAAGCUUUAUGAUAAACAUUUAAAUGCCUUCUGACAAUGUACACUCGGCUAUAUAUAUACUUUUCAUAUGAACGUUUAUUCCAUAUAAUUCAAAAAGUCUUAGGUAACAGUCGGUUCAUACAAGUAUAUAGUUUUAAAAAUCGAAUAUAAUGAAAUAUAUACCAAAUAUAACACUAUUUAUAAACAUGAUCUGAUACACAUAGCUAUUUGUACUUACACAAAUGUAGACACCGUUUCAAAGAUCUUGUUUAAAUUAUUCUAGUCUUAAUAUUCUCGAAAUUAUAAGUUAAGUAUGAAAUUUAUAAAUAAAACGUUGUUUAUUGUUUCAUUUGGACAGCUUAAUAAUGAUCCCCGGUUUUUCUUCCUUGUUUUCUGAAUAGUAUUACAAAUCAU
Molecule: messenger RNA, 3564 nt
Organism: Nymphalis io (European peacock)
Lineage: Eukaryota; Metazoa; Arthropoda; Insecta; Lepidoptera; Nymphalidae
Gene: Golgin97
Product: golgin subfamily A member 1
Exons: 13
Coding region: 209-1993 (594 amino acids)
Cellular component (GO): Golgi apparatus
Source: RefSeq, a predicted model, not a curated record